Hirundo rustica (Barn swallow) is the source of this 3888-nucleotide messenger RNA. It is a transcript of the gene DNAJB14, whose product is annotated as DnaJ heat shock protein family (Hsp40) member B14. Gene Ontology annotation, molecular function: Hsp70 protein binding. The record is from RefSeq and is a predicted model, not a curated record. The transcript has 8 exons. NCBI's taxonomy places the organism in Eukaryota, Metazoa, Chordata, Aves, Passeriformes, Hirundinidae. Gene Ontology annotation, cellular component: endoplasmic reticulum membrane. Bases 179 to 1321 code for a protein of 380 amino acids. Gene Ontology annotation, biological process: cellular response to misfolded protein.
CGCCGCGCUGGGGCUGCGGCAGCGCCGGGGCAGCGGCGGGAUGAGCCCUGCGGAGUGAGCGCAGCCCCGCCUGACGCCCCGCGCCGCUCUCGGCUCCUCCGCCCCGCCCGCCUCCGCUCUGGCUUCGGGCCCCUUCUCUCUGCGCUGCGGCGGGCGGAGGCGGCGGAAGGAGAAGCCCAUGGAGGGGAACCGGGACGAGGCCGAGAAGUGCAUCGGGAUCGCGCGGGAGGCGUUGGAGGCCGGGAACCGCGACCGCGCCCUCCGCUUCCUGGGCAAGGCGCAGAAGCUCUACCCGACGGAGACGGCCCGAGUUUUGUUGGAAGCUAUUAUGAAGAAUGGAAGUACUGCUGGGGGAGGCGCUUACUGCCGAAAACCAGCCAAUAGCAGUGAUCAAAGUAAGCCCAAUAGCACGAAGGAGAGCAAUGCAUCUGCUGCAGGUGAAAGUGGAAAAGGCUACAACAAAGACCAAAUGGAAGGAGUAUUAAGUAUAAAGAAAUGUAAAAAUUAUUACGAAGUCCUUGGAGUGUCAAAGGAUGCAGGUGAAGAAGACCUAAAGAAGGCUUAUAGAAAACUUGCUUUGAAAUUCCACCCAGACAAAAACCAUGCACCUGGAGCAACAGAGGCUUUUAAAAAAAUCGGAAAUGCAUAUGCUGUGCUGAGUAAUCCAGAAAAACGAAAGCAGUAUGACCUUACAGGCAGCGAAGAGCAAACUUGCAAUCACCCUAGCAAUGGCAGGUUCAACUUCCAUAGAGGUUGUGAGGCAGAUAUUACUCCAGAGGACCUGUUCAACAUGUUUUUCGGAGGGGCCUUUCCAACAGGUAGUGUACACUCAUUUUCUAAUGGUCGUGCUGGCUACAGCCAUCCGAACCAGCACCGUCAGAGUGGGCACGAGAGGGAGGAAGAGAGGGGUGAUGGAGGUUUCUCAAUGGUCAUUCAGCUGAUGCCUAUUAUUGUAUUGAUCUUUGUCUCCUUGUUGAGCCAGUUGAUGGUAUCUAACCCUCCUUACGCCUUAUACCCAAGAUCAAGUACAGGGCAGACCAUAAAAAUGCAGACAGAAAAUUUGGGUGUCAUUUAUUAUGUCAAUAAGGACUUUAGAAAUGAAUACAAAGGAGUGUCAUUACAGAAAGUGGAAAAGAGUGUGGAAGAGGAUUAUGUGUCCAACAUUCGUAAUAACUGUUGGAAGGAGAGACAACAAAAAACAGACUUACUUUAUGCAGCAAAAGUAUACAGAGACGACCGGCUCCGAAAGAAAGCAGAGUCCAUGUCCAUGGAGAACUGCAAAGAACUAGAACGGCUGACCAGCCUCUACCGAGGAGGAUGAGCUACAGUUACACACACAUCUUACCUAGUCUCUUAUCUCUCCUGUAAACCGACAAGAGAUUUAGUUUCACCAUGGAUGCUGGAAAAGAGGGUGGAUGUAAAACUCUACUGUGUAGCUGUUUCCAGAAACCUUAUGCUGAAAUAUCAUUUAACGGCUUCUUUACCUACUGUGAAAUAUAGGUAACUUUAAUUGUCUAGAUUUUACUUCCAAGCUUCUGUGAAUUCUUUCAGCAGAGAGAAUAGCUCAGAAAGGAUGCUAUACUUGUAGAGACUUAGUCAUAGUGGUUCUCCUCUAACAUAUUUGCCAUGUAAAUAUCUGUGGAAAGAACACUUUGUGUAUAUACGAGUUAAAUGACUUUCUAUUUAAAAAUCUCAGAAAUUUAGUUCCAUACUACAUUUUGUCUCACUGAUGGAAUAAAUAGUAUGAUUACAUCACUCCUAUUCAGAUGUCAAGUGUGUGGAGUUGAAACAAUAAUUUUUAAUAUUUUAUCUCUAACUCUAUGUAAAAUCUUCUAGGUUUACCGCUUAGAGGAACUUGGUAUUUUUAAAUAUAAUGCCAUAUAUUCCUAAAUAUCUGUUGGGGUAUAUUGAUCUGGUGUAGAGUAGCAGUUUAGCUGUUGUAGUUUUUUAGCAUUUCUAAGCAAUGCUGAGAAAAAUAAGAACUACACUAAUCUCUUUUCAAAGUAAAUAUUUGCAAAUGCUGUACAGACCAUUAUAAACAUUGCUUUUAGUACUUGCAACAGUUUACAGCAGCUCUACCAUUUGGUAUUCCAGUAGUAGUAAAUCCAUAUGUAUGGUUAACAUGCAUCCAUAGCUUUCUUAAUUAUCACUGGAAAGGUAGAGGAAAACAUGCAACACUAAAAUCUUAACACUAAAAUAAAAAGGCAACCUAUUUUUUUUUUUCCUGGCAGGCUUCCAUUUUCUUACUACUUUUUUAUUUCAAGCUAGGUCCCAAUACUGAUUCUUCAAUGGGCACCACAAAUGGAACAGGGAAAUUUUGCUAAGGACAAGCUAUGUGCCUUUCAACCCUUUUGCCAAUUAUUUAAAUACGUUGCUGCUUUGCAGUGUGCUCCUGUGGUCAGAGCCCUAUCACUUUUCAGAAGAGGUAGGGUGUGCAUUUUUUGGGACCAGAAUGUAGCUGGACUGGCUUCCUAGAAAUGAGCAAGCCUACUGUUUGGCUCCUACAUGGAAGAUCAUGUAACUCAGUGGCCUGGAAAUGGAAGCUAUAUGUAGCCACACCUGCUGAUGCAAAGAGGUGUCCUGAAGCAGCUAAGUACAAUGUACUUAAAGUUUAUCAAAGUGUGUUGAAAAUGUUUUUAGGUUCAGUAGCUGAUGUUUUUUACAUUUUAACAGUGUUAUGCAGGGGAAUGUUUCUUGUAUUUGAGAAUGCCAGAUAGCUUGUAUUAUGGGCAAUAUAUUUUGUUUGAGAAAACUGUUCUUUGAACAAUGCUGUCAGUUCAUGUGGAGCCAAAUAUUUCUCCUAGAUUGAAAAUUUAAAUACUUUGUCUGACUUCAUGGCAAUUUCUUCUGAUCUAGAGCAGGAUGUGACUUUACAAAUACACUAAAUGCUAUUGCUUCAAGUGACCCAGAAAACAUUUUGCAUAUAUCUCUUUUCUAAAUUGUCUCAAUGGAAAUGUCUUCUCUUGAAUUGAUGUAACAUGAGACUGGCUGCAGACUUUUAACUAAGCAGCUAAACCAGCAUUCAAGGUAGACAUAAAAACCUGGGGCACAAAACAGAACCAGAAGUCCCUGAAACAACAACAACAAAAAAGGGUUGCUGUACUGAAUGUCCUUUCUAAGACUACAGUGAAAGGGUUCAGAUGUAAUAGAAAGGCAUCCAGUUGUUUGAAAUAUGCAAUCAAAAUCUUUGGAGAAAACGAGAUUCCCCAGAUUUUGUAACUGUCCAGAAUGUAUUCUAAUUAUAUUAAUGACAAGAAACUAUCGAAGUACAUCCUGGUACUCCUGUGUCUUCUUAAAGGAAGAAAAUUAUUCCAAAGGCUUUAAAAAGUACUUGGGCCUUCCUGUUUACAGUGAGUCUGAGCUUGCAAGUGAUCUUUUAGUUAACAGGAAGAAGGAUAUAUAACACAUUUAUCAAAUAUCGGAACUGUGAAGUCAGAGUGAACAGAUGGUCCUAGCAAAGCUGCAAAUAAUCCUAUGGGCUGUGUCUGCCCUGCAGCCACUUCUGGUGCAGGUGAGAAGUGGGGAAACGGACGGAUGCUGAGCUGUGUCAGCUUGGUUUGAUUGCGAUCAGUUCCUCUGCAAACUGGAAUAAUGUGGUGGCUGUGCCCUAUGGCAGCACAGACAUCCCAGAAGGUUAAAACUGCGACCUAGACUGCAACAUUUCAUUUGACUACCUAUUGCAAUUGGCACUUUCUGAGAAGGAACUAAUAUGUUUAUACUGGUGGAAGUAUGCUGCUUAGCAUUUAACAGAUUAAAUAGCUGCACGCUUUGAAAUACGGAGUAAUGUGCAAAAGGAUGCUGUGAUUUCCUGUGGCAUAAAGAUUAAGCUGCUCUAAAUAUGGCCUGCAAACAUUCUUUUAAUAUUUCAAGUGGGUGUUUUUCUCCUCA